UUUUUUAUUAUAAUUUCAGGUUAAAAGAUGACAAGCCAAUUACAACUGAGAUGUCUGAUUCAGACAGUUCACUGACAGUUGAUGGUAAUAAUGUUAUAUUUAGAAAAUUUGUAGAAAAACAUACUGGUCAAUACACUUGUCAACUUUUUAAUUCUAACAAUGGUCCAUCUAUAGGAUCAAAGGUUAUUCAUGUUGUCUUAAAUCCAUUCUAUCAAUUAAUAGAUACUAUUACUUUCAUUGAAGAAGAAAGAGCGGAACUGGAAUGUGAAGUACAUGGUGUACCACUUCCUGAUAUAAAUUGGAGAUUUGGAAAUAAUACAAUUGUACCAUCUCAACACUAUACUUUUGCACCAAAUGAUAGAAACAUAAGUAAUGCUAUUUUGAUACUUAAUGGUGUUUCCGAAAAUGAUAAGGGAUACUAUUACUGUGGUGGAAAAAGUUCACUCGUGGCUAUACCCAUAAGUUCUAAAGGAUGCUUAGUCCGUGUUAGAGGUGAUAUAUAUAUUUAUGUGUACAUUUCAUUAAUUUUAUUAUAAAUGAGUAUAAAAAAC
This is a messenger RNA of Daktulosphaira vitifoliae (grape phylloxera), 551 nucleotides long. Its product is annotated as netrin receptor DCC-like. The coding region runs from base 51 to 536 and encodes 161 amino acids. NCBI's taxonomy places the organism in Eukaryota, Metazoa, Arthropoda, Insecta, Hemiptera, Phylloxeridae. The record is from RefSeq and is a predicted model, not a curated record. The transcript has 3 exons.